GGCCGCUGGUCGCUGGGGCUCAGUCCGCUGCCCGCUGGUUCAGUCGCUUCCCAUCUGCUCAGUGCCCUGUGUCUGACAGAAGAAGAGCGCAAUGGUCGGCCGCGGCUCGGCGCCGCUCUGGGCCGUGCUGCUUUGUCUCAGCGCGCGGCUCGUGACCGGCGACCAGGACCAGCAGCCCUCGGCGCAGCUGAGCUUUACGCCCGACGAGCUGUGGAAGUUCAUCGGGCAGGCGGUGAGGUCCGAGGUGCAGCUGAUCUUCGGAAAACUGGACCUGGAGAGGCGGCUGGAAACGCUCGACUUCAGCGUGACGGCACUGGAGUCGAGCGUGGAAGCGCUAAAUUCCCGGCAAAAUGCACUCGAUGCCAGGGUGUACGCGACGGAUACCAGGCUGAACUCAAAAGGAGACACGCUUGAUGCGAGAGUUGAUGACCUGGCUUCGCAGUUGUAUCGUCGUGGCUCUGAGUCGGAUACAAUCGCCGCUAGGCUGGACGAUCAAAAUCAUUCGCUGAAAACAUUGGGCGCAUCUAUUGAGAGCUGCCAAGUUCAAAUGUUAGAAUGGACAAUAAAACUAGACCAUCAGCAGUCGAGUCUGGAGGACCUCGCCAAAAAGGUGAGCCAGAAUUCGGUCAAGUUAAAUGCGACGAGCGGCCUCCUGAACCAGUCUUUGCAAUCCUAUUACAUGGAGGGUAAUCCAAACGAUUGGCGUCCACGUAUGGAAGAGCUGGCCGAAGAAGUAAAUAACAUAACCUCGCGCGUGAACAAGAUGGCCGCCAGCGGGCCUCAGCUGGAGCAACUGACGACCAGAAACGACAUGCUACAGCUGACACUAGAUGCGGCCAGCGCCGCACUGAACGCCAGUCGGGGUCAGCCCGCCACCUCGCUGCCCCGAGACUGCAGUGAGCUGCCAGCGGGCACCGCCAGCGGCAUCCACCUGCUGCAGCCGGGUCUGGACCGAUCCGUGCCACCCACCCCGGCCUUCUGCGACCUGGAGUCGGACGGCGGCGGCUGGACCGUCGUCCAGCGGCGCGCCGACAUCCAGCCCCGACAGGAGUUCUACCUCGGCUGGCAGGCGUACCGCGAGGGCUUCGGCGAGCUGGAUCGAGAGUUCUGGUGGGGCCUGGAGUCGCUGUGGAGGACGACCGGCUCGCGGGACCGCCGCUACCAGCUGCGGAUCACGCUGGGGGACUUUGACGGCGAGAGAAGGCACGCGGUGUACGGCACGUUCAGGGUCUCCUCGGAGGCGGAUGGGUACCGGCUGGCCGUGGGUAACUACUCGGGGGACGCAGGAGACGCCCUCAAACGCCAUAACGGGUACCGCUUCAGCACAAAGGACCGGGACAAUGACGGGUACUCACUCUCCUGUGCUACAACACACCGAGGGGCGUGGUGGUAUGAGGCGUGUUAUGAUUCCAAUUUAAAUGGACAACCACUGGUUGGACAUAACACAGGUCAGGGUGGAAUUAGCUGGAAUAAGUGGAGAACUUGGGAUUACUCUCUGAAAGCUGCCGAAAUGAAGAUUCGACCGCAGGCACAAACCAGGACUUAAAUGUGUUAUGGUGGUCUCUUGGGCUUUUGGAUCGCCCCAUUUUCAUUAUUUUCAUUUUAAAAUGUUCCAUCAUUGCACAAUAUCAUUGGCAACAAUCACUUCUAAUCAUGCAUCAUUUAAAACGAAAUCCCGCAGAAACCGAAAAAAGUUCAAAGCUCUGAACUUUUUCGGUUCUGACUCGUCGGUUUUUGCGGGUUUUCGUUCCAUGGGACGCCAGACUGGCGUGUAGCCUGCCCAAAGCAUUCGCUCUGGGACGAAUUUUACGACGCGAACCGAAAUCCCGCAGAAACCGAAAAAAAAAACGUCGAAAUUCAUGCUAGUGUAGCUUAGGCUUAAGGGGUUCGCUUAAGAAAUUAACUGUGUCCUAUCGUAACGCAUUGCUGAGCUGCUUCCGUCGUUUUGGUAUGCACAAAAAUAAUGACACCCAUUAUGCGUGUUUGCUUGUGCAAAAAUGAUAUACUAUUAAUGGGUGUCAUGUCACACGACUUUCAGAAAAAAAAAAUUCAAUGCCUGCCAGAGCUACACCUAGUGACUUUGAAACUUUCAGCAAUCGAUAAAAACAACAUUAUUUACAAAAUGUAUAUCUCGUAAGUUUGAUAUCGGUAACUUUAGGUCAGGUCACCUUUGCAAUUUCCCCCUUAUCAGUCCAUGCCCAUUGGAGAAAAUUAAAAGGCACCUCUCUUGGACGAAUGUCAUUCUAAACACGUUCAAUCAUUGAUUUACA
Messenger RNA from Amphibalanus amphitrite, 2270 nucleotides. RefSeq names its product angiopoietin-related protein 7-like. Lineage: Eukaryota; Metazoa; Arthropoda; Thecostraca; Balanomorpha; Balanidae. The record is from RefSeq and is a predicted model, not a curated record. Bases 92 to 1546 code for a protein of 484 amino acids. The transcript is spliced from 2 exons.